AUGUCCCUGGUGCAAGUAUUUGGGGAUGGCACCAAUGAAAUAAGCAUUACACAGCAGAAUCGGAAAAGCAUUUUGAAAUCAGCCUGUCCCCAAAGAAAUCUAAGUGAUCCUUUAAAAAAAAUUGAUCUGUUUCAUGCAAAACGAUUAUUUGUGGAGAAGAACCAUAAAUUAAUCUACUGCGAAGUACCAAAAGUGGGGUGCUCAAACUGGAAGAGAAUCAUAUUUCUUUUGAAAACAAAUAUCAGCGUGAGAGCAAAUUACAUUGAUCAUGAGGCUAUUCAUAGCACCAAGUUUAUAAAGAGGCUAAGCGACUUUCCCCCAGAACAGCAACAAAUGAUGCUACAAAAAUAUACCAAAGUCAUGUUUACGAGAGAUCCAUUGCAGAGAAUAGUUUCAGCUUAUAGGGAUAAAUUCCUCCAUUCUGGUGGCUACUAUGGGGAUCACAUAGCAAAUAGAAUCAAAUCAAUGUUCAGAAAAAAGGAGGACCAAUCUAAAGAUAACAUAUCCUUUGAAGAGUUUGUUCGCUAUCUCAUUCAAAAAAAUCCAAAAAACAUGGAUAUACAUUGGAUGCCAAUGCAUCAGCUUUGUGAUCCAUGCAAUAUUAAUUAUGACAUUUUAGGGAAAUUCGCAACCUUGAAAACUGAUUCUGACUAUGUUUUAAAGGUAAUAGGGGCACCUGCUAGCAUUAGAUACCCAGAUAUAAAGCAGUAUAAUGAAUCCAGAACUGAUGAGAAGAUAAGCAAAUAUUAUCUUUCAAAGUUGCCUCUUCCAAUGUUAGAACGUCUGGCACAGAUAUACAAAUUGGAUUACAUUCUCUUUGACUACCUGUAAUACUAAUUCUGCAGAUCUUUACAAUGGUAAAUGAAAUGAACCUGGCAGU
Pelobates fuscus (common spadefoot toad) is the source of this 880-nucleotide messenger RNA. Its product is annotated as carbohydrate sulfotransferase 9-like. Bases 1 to 831 code for a protein of 276 amino acids. The transcript is spliced from 2 exons. NCBI's taxonomy places the organism in Eukaryota, Metazoa, Chordata, Amphibia, Anura, Pelobatidae. The record is from RefSeq and is a predicted model, not a curated record. Gene Ontology annotation, molecular function: sulfotransferase activity. Gene Ontology annotation, cellular component: membrane. Gene Ontology annotation, biological process: proteoglycan biosynthetic process; carbohydrate biosynthetic process.